CCUCUGGAAAUCGUGUUAAUAUCAUAGGACAUGUAAUGUGGAUUUCCAGUCAUUUGAAGGUUCUUCUCAGGACAUUAGUUGUAGAUCUCCACACCUGUUGUAGGUCCCAAGCAAUGAAGGCUUCAGGAAAACACUUCCCAAAGGUUUACGUGACCAGAAGGAUUCCACCAGAUGGUAUGAAGAUUCUCCGUCAGUCAGGAUGCUGCGAUAUUGAGCAAUGGGACUCUGAUGAUCCUGUACCACGCUCUGAACUUCUCAAGAAGGUUGUUGGAAUUCAGGGAUUGUACUGUCUCUUGACCGAGAAGAUUGACAAGGAGUUACUAGAUGCUGCAGGUCCAAACUUAAAAGUUAUCAGCACCAUGUCUGUGGGAUAUGACCAUUUGUCAUUGGAUGAAAUUAAAAAAAGAGACAUUCGAGUUGGAUUUACCCCAGAUGUUUUAACAGAAGCUGUGGCUGAACUUACAGUGGCGCUAUUGCUAGCGACAUCUCGAAGGCUAAUUGAGGCUGUGGAUGAAGCAAGGAGUGGGGGAUGGGGCACAUGGAAACCCCUAUGGAUGUGCGGAAGUGGACUCUCUGGUAGUACUGUUGGAAUCCUUGGAAUGGGCCGAAUUGGUGAAGCCAUUGCACAUCGUUUGAAGCCAUUUGGUGUCAGCAAAUUCAUAUACAAUGAUAUUGCACCUAGACAUGAACUAGCCCAAAAGAUCUCAGCUGAAUAUGUUUCCUUGCUUGAACUGGCCAAGCAGUCCGAUUUCCUUCUGGUGUGUUGUGCAUUGACACCUGAAACGCAUGGGAUCUGCAAUAAACAGCUCUUCUCCAACAUGAAAAGCAGCGCAAUCUUCAUAAAUACAAGCAGGGGAGCUGUGGUAAACCAGGAGGAUCUUUAUCAGGCCUUGGCGUCUAACCAGAUUGCAGCUGCUGGUCUUGAUGUAACAGUACCUGAGCCGCUUCCUACGGAUCAUCCUCUCUUCACACUCAAAAACUGUGUCAUUCUUCCCCACAUUGCCAGUGCCACUGUGGAAACAAGGAAUGCCAUGGCGGCCCUUGCUGCAAACAACUUGUUAGCAGGACUGAAAGGAGAAUCAAUGCCCAAAGAAGUACCACUGAAUUAACGAAGAGUAGUGGGUUCUCUAAGUGUGGCAUCCAGCAAGCAUGUGGCUGUACUUGCAGUAAUGAGACUGAAUAACCGUUCUCACUAUAUAUAUAUAUAUAUACACUAAUUAACUAUAUAUAUGUUACACUGAUGUCUAAUUUUUCAUCUAAGCAAACGCAAAGCUUGAACUAAAGCAUUACAUUUACUGCACUGACAUUACAGAGGUCUCUGCCGGCAAUUGUUCUAUUUGUUCUUCUUUUGUCCUAAAAACAGCAUUUGACCUUCAUUUAGACCGGAAUACAGUACGUGUUAAAUAAUUUGAAGGACAAUUAGGGUAUAUUCACACUCAGCAGAUUUGUUGCAGAACUUUGCGCAACUGGAAAUCCGUUCCAUAAACCACAUGGAAUUCUGCAAGCUCCAGUUAGUUAAUAAAGGAGACAGUAGCAAAAAUGUGUGUGAAUUUACCCUUAAUUUGGUUUGUAAUUAUCAUUUUCACUUCAUGCAAUCAAAGGGGUGUUUCCACAUUUCUGGCCAUAAAUGGUAGAUGUGGAGAACGACAGUCCUGCAAUCUGCCCGGUGGGUCAGUCACUGGCUGCUGCAUUGGAGGAGGAUGACUCAUAUGGGGAGUUGGCUCAUAUCUCCGCACCUCUCGCCAUACACUUACGCUUUGUUGCAGACCAUAAGUGUAUUUUUAAUUCUCCAUGUUGCCUACUUGAAGAUACCACCCACCAACUGUCAGCAUAGAGAGGAGGAUACCUGUGGAGUAUUUUCUGGAGGCAACUUGGGAGGUCCAACAGACCUAAGAUGUAUGUCCAUCAUUCUUCAUUCAAGGUGAUCGGCUAGUUUCCUGGUGCCCGGUUACUAUAAACUG
This is a messenger RNA of Bufo bufo (common toad), 1961 nucleotides long. RefSeq names its product glyoxylate reductase/hydroxypyruvate reductase-like. NCBI's taxonomy places the organism in Eukaryota, Metazoa, Chordata, Amphibia, Anura, Bufonidae. The transcript is spliced from 9 exons. The record is from RefSeq and is a predicted model, not a curated record. Gene Ontology annotation, molecular function: NAD binding; hydroxypyruvate reductase (NADH) activity; glyoxylate reductase (NADPH) activity. Gene Ontology annotation, cellular component: cytosol. The coding region runs from base 36 to 1109 and encodes 357 amino acids.